AUGAACCUUUCAUCGGAGCACAAGCCCCUUGGGAAGCAGGUGACCAGCAGCCUGCACACGGUGAGUAAGGUGUCUCCAAUCGUGGAGCUAAAUGUCGGUGGGGAAAUGUACACCACAACACUGAGCACUCUAAAGAAGCACCCUGGCUCCAAGCUGGCAGAGAUGUUCACAGGCAACCACAAACCCAGGACUGACUCUGAAGGGAGAUUCUUCAUCGACAGGCCAGGCACCCACUUCAAAUACAUCCUGGAAUACCUGCGCAGCAACCAGGUGCCCACCCAGUGCAUCCAGGAGGUCUACAAGGAGGCUUUGUUCUACAACAUUGACCCUCUCAUCAAGCAGCUAGAAGAUUCCCCACAGAUCUUUGGGGAGGUGGUGGCGAGGAAGCAGUUCCUGGCCCGUGUGCCCAACUACAGUGAGAACAUUGAGCUGAUGAUCCACAUCGCCAGGGCCGAAGCGGUCGCGUCCCGCCGGUCGAGCGUCAUCGUCUGCGUGGUCAGAAGUGAGGAGGACGUGGCCAGAUGUCAGGAUGCCUUGAGCAGUUUGGACAUGGAUAAAAAAUCCGUGGUGAAAUUCGGGCCCUGGAAAGCGGCCCCAGGUAUCUCGGAUCUGCUGGACUGCAUCCAAAUGGACCUGGAAGCCAAAGGGUAUAAAACAUCCUUCCAGCCCCACAUCGCCGAAAAAGGUUUUCGCUUCAAAUCCCACGACUACUUCUACAAGUUCUUGUUCACCUGGUGGUAG
Molecule: messenger RNA, 741 nt
Organism: Calypte anna (Anna's hummingbird)
Lineage: Eukaryota; Metazoa; Chordata; Aves; Apodiformes; Trochilidae
Gene: KCTD14
Product: potassium channel tetramerization domain containing 14
Exons: 2
Coding region: 1-741 (246 amino acids)
Biological process (GO): protein homooligomerization
Molecular function (GO): protein binding
Source: RefSeq, a predicted model, not a curated record